Striga hermonthica is the source of this 846-nucleotide messenger RNA. NCBI's taxonomy places the organism in Eukaryota, Viridiplantae, Streptophyta, Magnoliopsida, Lamiales, Orobanchaceae. The record is from the annotation of a GenBank genome assembly.
AUGGCUUCCGCCACUGGAUCCGCCGUCGCAGCCUUCAAGCCCGCUGGUGUUUCCCAUCGGAAAAUCCCCAAUUUCCGGAAUGUGUCGGUGUUGCCGCCGUCCAAGCUCCCUGGGUUGCUAAAUGUGCAUUUACGACCAACUAGAUCCUUUUCGUCGUCGGGCAUAAAGGCUCAGGUUGCCACUGUUGAGCAAGUUAGUACUGAGACAGCACAGAAAGUAGAAGCUCCUGUUGUAGUUGUGACUGGAGCAUCCAGAGGAAUAGGCAAGGCAGUUGCUUUGGCUAUUGGAAAAUCUGGUUGCAAGGUUCUGGUUAAUUAUGCAAGGUCAUCAAAAGAGGCAGAAGAAGUUUGCAAAGAGAUCGAGGCAUCUGGUGGAGAGGCUAUUACUUUUGGUGGUGAUGUUUCAAAAGAAGCUGAUGUGGAUGCUAUGAUUAAAACUGCGGUGGACAAAUGGGGAACAAUAGAUGUAUUGAUCAAUAACGCAGGUAUUACGAGGGAUGGUUUGUUGAUGAGGAUGAAGCCAACUCAAUGGCAGGAGGUCAUUGAUCUAAACCUUACUGGGGUUUUCUUAUGUACACAGGCAGCUGCCAGAGUCAUGAUGAAGAAAAAGAAGGGAAGAAUAAUUAACAUUGCCUCUGUUGUUGGUCUUGUCGGUAAUGUUGGACAAGCCAACUAUAGUGCUGCAAAAGCUGGAGUCAUUGGAUUCACAAAGACAGUUGCUAAGGAGUAUUCGAGCAGAAACAUUACUGCAAAUGCUGUUGCUCCUGGGUUUAUUGCAUCUGACAUGACUGCUAAGCUUGGGAAUGAUUUUGAGAAGAAGAUAUUGGAAGCCAUUCCCUUGGGUUAG